Molecule: messenger RNA, 2061 nt
Organism: Aspergillus nidulans FGSC A4
Lineage: Eukaryota; Fungi; Ascomycota; Eurotiomycetes; Eurotiales; Aspergillaceae
Product: putative C2H2 finger and ankyrin domain protein
Exons: 2
Coding region: 103-2016 (637 amino acids)
Cellular component (GO): cytoplasm
Source: RefSeq, a predicted model, not a curated record
GGCGACCCCACCAUCGGGCGGUGACUUGAAAUCGGAGGGGCUUCGUCUUAUUUCGUCAUUAUCUUCAGUUCCAUUCUUAGUCACUGAACUCUCAGGGUCGCUAUGACUACCAAGAACCAGGUGGAGGAAUUGCUAAAAAGACCACUAUAUGUUUAUGAUCUUCCCCAGGAACUUCUUGCAUCGAUCGCCCUCAAAGGCGAGGAUCAGCCCAUAACCGUUGAGGAUGCCGAGCCUACCCGCAAAGAGUCCUCGGACGACGUACAAGAACAUGCGAUUGCAACCUCAACAAGCUGCGCCAUUUGCAAAGUGUCCUUCGCCAACGUACAGGAACAGCGCGAGCAUGUGCGCUCCGACCAUCAUAAAUACAACGUGCGAGCUCAGCUUAGAGGCAAUGCCGUUCUGGAUGAAGUACAAUUCACGAAGGCGAUUGGCGAGCUUGAUGAGUCGAUAUCGGGGUCCGAGUCGUCGGAAGAGGAAGACGGAGAUGCUGGGGACCAGCUCUCAGCUUUGCUGAAAAGGCAGGCUAAAAUCUCCCAAGCGGCUGAAGAGGGCAAAGAGAGCGCCACACCGAGGGGUGUCGGGAAACAUCCGCUAUUGUGGUUUACGCAUCCUGCUCUCCCACCGAAUACGUCGCUGGGUGUGUACCGGGCGCUGUUUACGAAUGAGGAGCAGGAGGAGCGGAAAUGUCUUGUCGAUUCCCUGAAGAAGAAGCAAUUAGCUCCCAUUUAUCCGCAGCAGAAGGAUAAUGGACAACCGGCGACUCCUAGUCCGCAUAUUUUUAUGUGCAUGAUUGGUGGUGGGCACUUUGCGGCAAUGCUGGUUUCUCUGGCACCCGAGGUUCAUCGGAAACAGGGUGGUGUCGAGGAAAGACAAGCUCGCGUUAUUGCACACAAGUCGUUUCAUCGCUAUACAACCAGGCGAAAACAAGGUGGCUCCCAGUCAGCCAACGACGCGGCAAAAGGUGCGGCGCAUUCAGCGGGUUCCAGCCUACGACGGUAUAAUGAGGCUACCUUGGAAAAGGAGAUUAGGGAGCUGUUGCAGGAUUGGGGCAAGAUGAUAAACGAGGCUCAGCUCUUGUUCGUCCGCGCUGCUGGCUCUACGAAUCGAAGGGUCUUGUUUGGCCAACAUGAGGGGCAAGUGCUGAAGCAGAAUGACCCCAGGUUGAGAGGGUUCCCGUUCAGUACUCGUCGGGCGACACAGACUGAACUGAUGAGAUGCUUCAAAGAGCUCACUCGUGUGAAGAUUAGUCAAGUUGAUGAAGCUGCUCUCGCCGCAGCCGCAACCAAACAGCGAGAAGAGUCAAAACCUUCUACACCAAAGCCUCAGCCGCAGAAACCAAAGAUAUCGAAAGAGGAUGAAGCGGCAAUCAUGCAUACAACACAAAUACAAGCCCUCAUCCGUCGCUCGAAAAUUCCGGCGCUGAUGUCGUACCUAUCCAAAAACUCUAUACCCUCUUCAUUUACCUUUCAGCCAUCCGACGUCCAGCAGAAUUUUCGAUGUCCCACACCUCUUCACCUCGCCUCAAACCUCAAUUCCCCCGCAAUGGUAUUAGCCCUCCUUACCAAGCUUGACGCCGACCCAACGGCUACGAAUGCAGAAGGAAGAACGCCAUUUGAACUUGCAGGUGAUCGCGCUACUCGAGAUGCUUUCCGCGUAGCACGCCACGAGCUUGGCGAGUCCAAGUGGAAUUGGGAGGCUGCCAAUAUUCCGCCAGCCAUAUCCAAGGCUGAAGCAGAUAACCGUCUGCAAAGGGAGCGGAAAACAGCGGAAGAGGAAGAAGCGAACCGGCGUAAGGCGGAAAUGGAUCGCUUGCGACAGGAAGAGGCAGCGACGGCGGCUCGAAUGACAAAAAAAGGUGGCCGGACUGUGGGCAGUGUAGAGAAGACAGCUCAGGAAAGAAGAGAAGAAGAAACGCGGGGGAUGACGCCGGAAAUGAGGAUGCGGUUGGAGAGGGAGCGCCGUGCUAGAGCAGCUGAAGAGAGGAUUCGGAGGAUGCAACAGGGUCAGAAACAGUGAUGUCUUAGCUUGCCAUUAUUUAGACAAUACUUAGCUUACGAUAAU